Fundulus heteroclitus (mummichog) is the source of this 1608-nucleotide messenger RNA. RefSeq lists its product as uncharacterized. Lineage: Eukaryota; Metazoa; Chordata; Actinopteri; Cyprinodontiformes; Fundulidae. Gene Ontology annotation, biological process: DNA replication, removal of RNA primer. The transcript is spliced from 2 exons. Gene Ontology annotation, molecular function: nucleic acid binding; RNA-DNA hybrid ribonuclease activity. The record is from RefSeq and is a predicted model, not a curated record. The coding region runs from base 106 to 1602 and encodes 498 amino acids.
CCUUCUUAAGGAGCAGAAACCAGGAGGAGGGCGUCAGAUGGAAAAGCUAACUUAAAAUUAUAUGGUCAGGAUUUGGAAAGAGUUAAACAAUUUAAAUUUCUUGGGAUGUGGUUUGAUGAAAGAAUGACAUGGGGGGUGCACAUUAAAAAAAUAAUCGAUAAAUGUAGAAAGGUGCUAAAUAUAAUGAGGUGUUUAGUUGGAACAGAGUGGGGAGCUGAUAGAAAAUCAUUAAAAGCAAUUUAUACUGGGUUAAUCAGGUCAGUACUUGACUAUGGAUGUAUAGUCUAUAACUCAGCAGCAGAUACAAAUCUACAUAAGUUAAAUAUUAUUCAACAUCAGGCUUUAAGAAUAUGUACUGGAGCUUUUAAAACAUCGUCAACAGCAGCAUUACAGGUUGAAAUGGGAGAAAUGCCUCUUAAAGUUAGAAGGGAUCAAUUAUCAUUAAACUACUGGUCAAAUUUACAGGGGCAAAGGAAGGAUCAUCCAACAUUAGAGGUGCUUAAACCUGGAUGGGAAAAAGAAAAGAAACAAUUAAAGAGCUUUGGAUGGGUAAUAAAAAAUAAAGUCAAUGAAAUGAAUUUAAAUCAGUUAGAUAUAUGUCAGACAGUUCCGUUAACAACAAUACCACCUUGGAUACUUCCUGAUGCUAAAGUUGAUCUUGCAUUAUUAGAAAAGAAGGAAAAAGAAAAAUAUCAUAUUAUGAAUAAAUAUAUAGUAUUAGAACACUUAAAUAAAUAUUAUAAUUAUAUACAAAUAUAUACAGAUGCAUCAAAAAAUACAUCUAAUAGGGUAGGGAUAGCAUUUAUAAUACCACAGUUUCAUAUUAAGAUAGGAAAAAGGAUUAGUGAUGGAGUUUCAGUGUAUACAGGAGAAAUGCUAGCUUUGCUUUUAGCAGUUCAAUGGGUGGAAGAGGUAAGACCAUUAAAAUCUAUCAUUUGCUCAGAUUCUAGUUCAUCAUUAAUCAGUUUGCAAAAUAAUCAGUCAGACAGUAGACCUGAUAUAUUAAUUGAAAUACAACAAACGCUUUACAGAAUAAAUAUGAUGGGGUUAGUAGUAAAUUUUGUUUGGGUUCCGGCACAUAACGAGAUUAAAGGAAAUGAAAUGGCAGACAGAAUGGCUAAGGAGAGUACAAAUAAGGUAAGGGUAGAUAUUAAUGUUAGUUUUGGUAUAACAGAAAUAAAGGGUAUAAUUAAACAAAAAGCCAAAGAUAGGUGGCAAAAGUUAUGGGAUGAAGAAAGGAAAGGAAGGUGGCUUUAUAAAAUACAAAAGAGAAUUGGACAAAUGAGAAUAACAGAAAGGAACAGGAGAGAAGAGAUAAUUAUUUCACGACUUAGAAUGGGACACACUGGAUUGAAUAGAUCAUUAUUUUUGAUAGGUAAACAUCAGACAGGGAAAUGUGACUGUGGGGAAGAUGAGACUGUGGAACAUGUCAUUUUGAAUUGUAAUAAAUAUUGGAUUCAGAGAAACAGGUUGACAAGUAAACUUAGUAACAUGAAAAUUAAACUUGAUAUUGUUGAUUUAUUGCGAAAGGAAUCAGGAAGCAGAGGAUACCAGGUCAUAUUUGAGUUUUUGAAACAGAGUAGGUUGUAUAAUAGGAUAUAGUUUUUU